AAACAUAGCUAAGAAAAUUUAACUUCUUGUUCUUGCAGAAGAAUGUGUUGGUUCAAAUGCCCAUUAAUUGCAUUGGCUUGGAUUUCGUUUUGAAGCAGCUUCAACUAGUUGCAUUCUUUAUGCUUAAAAUAGUGUCUUGAAAAGGGAAGCAGGCUUCACAAUGAUCAAAAACAACCUAUUACAUCUGCAUAUCUGUAUGCAGAGAACUAAGGGUGGCAAUUCGUGUUCGCAUAUUGGGUUUGGGUCGUGUCGCGGAAAUUCUCAAACAUUGCACAAUCAAAACCCCAGCAAGACCAUACUAGAGCAGAAGACGGUGGUGGGUAGUGGUGGUGGUGCAAAGGAUCCCAACCAUAUUACGAUGACUCCAACUGUUUCUGCUGCAGCUGGGUAUAAGUGGCGUUUGGUUAUAGCAUAUGAUGGAACCCAUUAUGCAGGUUGGCAAUAUCAGCAGUCUCCACCCACAAUACAAUGCACAUUGGAAAAGGCUUUAACUCGAGCAACCAAGUUGGAAAGGAAGGAUCUUGUUUUGGUUGGUGCAAGUAGAACUGAUAGGGGAGUUCAUGCCUGGGCUCAGGUGGCACACUUUGUUACACCUUUCAACUAUGAUAACUUGGCAAGUAUUCACGCAGCUUUGAAUGGUCUUCUUCCCUCCGAUAUCAGAGUUCGAGAGAUUAGCCCUGCAGUGCCUGAAUUCCAUGCUCGUUUCUCAGCAAAAAGCAAGGUUUAUCACUACAAGAUAUAUAAUGACUCCAUCAUGGACCCAUUUCAGCGUCGCUAUGCUUAUCACAGUAUCUAUAAACUUAAUACUGUCGUCAUGAGAGAGGCUGCAAGCUAUUUUGUUGGAAAGCAUGACUUCUCUGCUUUUGUUAAUGCAUCUCACAACGAUGGAGUGCCAGAUCCAGUGAAGACUAUAUUCCGGUUUGACGUCAUUGAAAUGGGAGCUCUUUUGCAGUUAGAAGUUGAAGGUUCAGGUUUCUUAUAUAGACAAGUGCGGAACAUGGUUGCUCUGUUGCUGCAAAUUGGGAAGGAAGCACUUCCUCGUGAUAUUGUUCCCAUGAUUUUGGCAAGUCGAGAUCGCAAGGAGCUUGCUAAAUAUGCGUUGGCUGCACCACCUCAUGGGCUGUGUCUUGUAACUGUUAAGUAUAGUGAAGAGCACCUACGGCUACCAUCAGGUUGCCCCAAUACCAGUUUUGGUAGGCAUCAUACUGUAAGCAAAUGUAAGCUUCCAUUUUACUAAAAAUCCAAUUGCACCAAAAAAGGAAAAGAGGAGAGAUUGUUCAAGGAAUUGUGCAUCCACUUUGUCACUUAAGCUCCCAUUUUACUAUAUAUCCAAUUGUACCAACACAGAAAAAGAAGAGAGAUUAUUUUAAGGAAUGGUACAUGCCUUUGUAACUUUUCAA
Messenger RNA from Corylus avellana, 1400 nucleotides. The record is from RefSeq and is a predicted model, not a curated record. Lineage: Eukaryota; Viridiplantae; Streptophyta; Magnoliopsida; Fagales; Betulaceae.